Molecule: messenger RNA, 1273 nt
Organism: Colletotrichum acutatum
Lineage: Eukaryota; Fungi; Ascomycota; Sordariomycetes; Glomerellales; Glomerellaceae
Product: ABC transporter
Exons: 2
Coding region: 51-1139 (362 amino acids)
Biological process (GO): thiamine transport
Cellular component (GO): outer membrane-bounded periplasmic space
Molecular function (GO): thiamine binding; thiamine pyrophosphate binding
Source: RefSeq, a predicted model, not a curated record
AAUCACCGUCACUCUUUUGUACACAAAGCCAAUUGAGGUCCCAAUUCAAAAUGGUUCUGCCCACAUUCGUUCUUUCGGCUGUUCUGGCCACGUCUGUUGCAGCCUACGAUACCCUCCUCAACUUUCACGGUGCCCCCGAAGUCGAAACCCGCACCAUUGAUGAGAUUCACAAGGCUGCUGUCGCUGAAGGUGGUGUCGUCACUCUUUGGCACGGAGGUGAUGAGAAGACUCAACAGGAUGCUCUGAAGGAAGCUUUCGAGAAGCGCUUCCCCGGAAUGACCCUUAACCUCACUGUCGACAUCUCCAAAUAUAUCGAUGGCGACCUCGACCGCCAGCUGUCGCAAGGCAACGUUUACGUUGACAGCGUCAUUCUUCAGACCCUUCAAGACUAUCCCAGAUGGGAUCAGGAAGGUGCUUUGCUGCGGUACAAGCCGUUGGACUUUGACAAGAUCCACCCUGGCUUCCGUGAUGUAUGGGCAUCGUGGUAUGCGGUUGUUGUGUUUGGUUGGACCAACAUUUGGAACACCGAAAAGGUUUCCGAAGGCCCCGUCGAGUACUCGGACUUCUUGAAGCCUGAGUACAAGGACAAGUUGGUCUUUACCUACCCGAAUGACGAUGAUGCCGUUCUUUAUGCGUUCGACCUGGCUAUGCAGCAGAACGGAUACAGCUGGUUCGAGAACCUCCUCGCCCAAAACCCUCGCUGGGUCCGCGGCACUGCUACCCCGACCACCGUCAUGGGUCAGGCCAAUAACUCAUAUGCCGUUACCUUCACCGGCGCUCUUGGACUGGCACCCACUGCCCCCUUUAACGUUUCCAUCCCCAAGAAUGGUUUCUUCGUCACCUGGGGCCAGCGCGCUGCGAUUCUCAAGGACGCUCCCCACAAGGAGGGAGCGAAGCUUCUUCACAACUUCUUGCUCAGCGAGGAGUAUCAGAGCCCCAACAACACCGGCAUGUGGAGCGUCCGCAAGGACAUUCCUGCCCCUGCUGGUUUUCCGGAACUGAUGGAUGUCAACUCUACCAACCCGAUUGACUUUGAGCGUUUCAUGGCGGAUCGUGAGCGUGUUGAGAGACUGAAGCUUUUCUUCGAGAGCAAGAUUGGCACCGCACAAGGACUCAGCCCCUUGGUUGACGAUUUGUGAACAUGCGACUGCAGAUAUAGCGCACAUCAUGUUAUUAUUCUAUUCAGAUGACAAGAGAAAAAGAGCCCUUAGAUUGCUGGAAGUUGUAGUUCUUUGAAUGGCCACCACCUGUCUGCCGUCUUAGUCUAUGCCUC